UGCGCCUUCCGGAUCUCCUUUCCUCGUGGCCCCUCUACGGAGUACCUACCUUUGGCAAGAGCAGGCACACCUACCUAGUACCUACCUUACGACACACGUCAAGCUACCACAUCUUCGCCUUCGACUCUAUCUGGCACCACGCUGCCUACACAGAGGCCACCUACGCCAGAGAGUCGCCAGUGCUCGCUCGCUCCGCCAUGCUGCCGGCCACGCAGGCGGUAUGUCUCCGGCAUGGCGCUCGUCGCGCCGCCGCGCAGACAGCAGCCUUUUACCACACCCGUCGCAUCCACAACAAGUCUCAGGGCCUCUUUAACGCCGAGGCGGCCCCGGUGGCUCGCGAUGCACGCCUGGAGAAAGGUCAACGCACCUCGGCCAUAGACGACAUCCUUGCCCGAAGAGCCAAGGCUGGCAAACUGGUGGCCGGGAUUGCUGCCGCGUCAGACAGCGACAUGUUUAAAGGCUCGCAAGAGGGCAAGCCCAAGGCCAAGCGCUGGGACUCCCAUUUGAGCCAUGAGAGCAUCGAGAGGAAACCCUGCACCCUCAAGCAGGCCGCCAAGCACCUCAAAAAGCCUGGCCUCAUCUCCCUUGGAGGUGGCCUCCCUUCCAGCCAGCUCUUUCCCUUCGCUGAGCUCAGCAUGAAAGUGCCGACUGCCCCAAACUUCUCGGAAAAAGAAACCCUGGAGCAUGGCAAGACGGUCACCAUCGGCAAAUACGACGUUCGGGACCGCGACGGCGUCUACGAUCUCUCCAUUGCUCUCAACUAUGGCCAGUCCACCGGAUCUGCUCAGAUGAUUCGCUUUCUCACAGAACAUACUGAAAUAGUCUGCAAACCCCCCUAUGCGGACUGGCGGGUGUGCCAGACCAUCGGCAGCACCGGUGCCUUGGAGCAGGCCUUGCGCAUGUUUUGCGACAAGGACCGCGGCGACUCCGUCCUCACCGAGGAGUUCAGCUUCUCUACGGCACUGGAAACGAUUGUGCCGCUCGGCGUCAAGGUGUUUGGUGCUGCCGUCGAUGAACAGGGCCUGGUCCCGGAAGCUAUGGAUGACCUUCUGAGCAAGUGGGACGCAAAGGCCCGCGGUGCGAAGAAGCCUCAUGUGCUUUAUACUGUGCCGUCCGGUCAGAACCCCACGGGUGCCACACAGGGCGCAGAGAGGAGACAGGCCAUAUAUCGCGUUUGCCAAAAACACGACAUCUUCAUCAUUGAGGACGAGCCUUACUACUUUCUCCAAAUGCAACCCUACAGAGGACGUGAUCAGCCGGAUGUGCCGCCACCCAAGAACGUCGAAGAAUUUGUCGCUUCGCUGAUUCCUUCUCUGGUCAGCAUCGACAUUGAUGGCCGCGUCAUGCGCAUGGACUCGUUGUCCAAGGUCUUGGUUCCUGGCUCUCGCAUGGGCUGGGUGGUCGCAUCCGAGCAGAUCAUCGAGCGGUACCAGCGUCACGCCGAGGUUGCCAGCCAGGGCCCCGCCGGCUUCUCCCAGGUUAUCGUGUACAAGCUGCUCGACGAGACGUGGGGACACGAGGGCUACCUGCGGUGGCUGAUGAACCUGCGUCUCGAGUACACGAAGAAGCGCAAUGCCCUCUUGGCCGCCUGCGAAGAUAACCUCCCACGCGAUAUUGUCAGCUGGGUUCCGCCUGCCGCGGGCAUGUUUAUGUGGCUCAAAGUCGACUAUUCGCAGCACCCCCAGGCCAGCACACGAUCCGUGGAGGAGAUUGAGGAGGAGAUUUUUAACUCCUGCAUCGACAGCGGUGUGCUAGUCGCGAGGGGCUCAUGGUUCCUGGCCGAGAAGGACAAGCCUCUGCCGGGGCUCUAUUUCCGCACAACAUAUGCCAUGGCGACACCCGACGCCAUGAACGAGGCAAUCAAGAGAUUUGGCAAGGCCGUGCGGGACAGUUUUGGGAAGCAAUGAGCGGCUCGCUUGUGUGUUGAGCAGCAAGCGGAGAGUAGUGGGAGGGUAGGGUGGCUGUGGCAUAAGGCUCGGUAAUCAUCAAUGGCAGGAUCAUUCCACGUAUCGCAGGUACAAGGCGCGGGUUGGGACUCAUUUGUAUCUUCAUUAGGAUGUGAAAUGGGAAGUGGCGUAGCCAGGAGAACCG
This is a messenger RNA of Purpureocillium takamizusanense, 2091 nucleotides long. Its product is annotated as Aromatic/aminoadipate aminotransferase 1. The transcript is spliced from 6 exons. The record is from RefSeq and is a predicted model, not a curated record. Gene Ontology annotation, biological process: L-tyrosine biosynthetic process; aromatic amino acid catabolic process. The coding region runs from base 198 to 1907 and encodes 569 amino acids. Lineage: Eukaryota; Fungi; Ascomycota; Sordariomycetes; Hypocreales; Ophiocordycipitaceae. Gene Ontology annotation, molecular function: aromatic-amino-acid:2-oxoglutarate transaminase activity; L-2-aminoadipate:2-oxoglutarate transaminase activity; pyridoxal phosphate binding.